Molecule: messenger RNA, 2869 nt
Organism: Exophiala mesophila
Lineage: Eukaryota; Fungi; Ascomycota; Eurotiomycetes; Chaetothyriales; Herpotrichiellaceae
Exons: 2
Coding region: 232-2544 (770 amino acids)
Biological process (GO): mRNA cis splicing, via spliceosome
Cellular component (GO): U2-type prespliceosome; U1 snRNP
Molecular function (GO): RNA binding; protein binding
Source: RefSeq, a predicted model, not a curated record
CUUUCAUCACUUUUGACCUCGACGACGACGAUUUCUUCUUCUUGUUACGAGCCUCACCAUCACCAUCCCAUCUACCAUCCCAUCUACCAUCCCACCUGCUUCUCGAGUCAUCCCGGAACCCACAUCAUCCUCAAACAUGUACACGGUUCUGAACUAACAUCCGUUGACUUCAUAAGUAAUCACGCCGGUUAACUCACAACCCUUUGAUCAUCCAACCCCAAUCCCCUCGAGAUGAACGGACAGUCACCUGCCCCAGCCCGGUGGCUGGAGGCACGCGCACCCGAUGGACGUGUAUAUUUUUACAAUUCCGAGACAAAAGAGACAUCAUGGUCUAAGCCUGCGGAACUGAUGACUCCUGUUGAGAGGGCUCUCGCCGCACAGCCAUGGAAGGAAUACUCGACCCCAGAUGGUCGCAAAUACUACUCCAACUCUGAAACAAAGCAAACCGUGUGGGAAAUCCCGGCCCAGUAUCGUGAAGCUCUCGAAGCGGUCUCUACCCCUGCUCCCUCGCAACUCCCUUCUAAGCCUGUACCACAAGGCCCAGCCUUUGUUGCCGGUGGCUCAACCGCCCUUGCUAGCUACUCUGAACACAACCCGUAUGAGUCAAGGUCACGCAACGAGAAUGGAAUUGCGCUGCCUGCACUCACCAAAGAAGUUGUUCCCGACUAUGCAACCUUUGCCGAAGCCGAAGCCGCAUUCAUGAAGUUGUUGCGACGAUCCAAUGUCCAGCCCGAUUGGACUUGGGAACAAACCAUGCGGGCUACCAUCAAGGAUCCGCAAUAUCGCGCUUUGAAAGACCCAAAGGAUCGCAAGGCUGCCUUUGAAAAGUUUGCGGUUGAGGUUCGCCAACAAGAAAGAGAAAAGGCCAAAGAAAGGCUGGCUAAGCUACGCACAGAUUUUGGUAACAUGUUGAGAACCCAUCCCGAAAUCAAACACUAUAGUCGCUGGAAGACCAUCCGUCCAAUCAUCGAAGGAGAGACCGUUUUCCGGUCGACCGACAAUGAAGAUGAGCGUAAGCAGCUUUUUGAGGAAUACAUUGUCGAACUGAAGAAGCAAAACAUUGAGCAGGAAGCCAACUCUCGAAAGACUGCCUUGGACGAUCUUGCUGCCAUCCUCCGCGCACUCGAUUUAGAACCCUACACCCGAUGGUCUCAGGCACAGGAGAUAUUGCAAAACAAUGAAAGGAUUCAAUCAGACGAGAGGUUCAAGCUUCUGAGUAAGUCAGAUGUUUUGACGGCAUUUGAAAACCAUAUCAAGUCCCUUGAAAGAUCAUUCAAUGAUGCACGUCAACAGCAAAAGGCGAUCAAAUCAAGGCGUGAACGCCAAAACCGUGAUGGUUUUGUCGAUUUGCUCCAGUCACUUCGCAGCAAGGGACGCAUCAAGGCUGGGACAAAAUGGAUGUCUAUCCUCCCCGAGAUUGAGACCGACCCAAGGUAUGUUGCAAUGUUGGGUCAAUCGGGUUCAACUCCACUGGAUUUGUUCUGGGAUAUGCUCGAAGAGGAAGAAAGAGCCUUGAGGGGGCGAAGAAACGAUGUAUAUGAUGUUCUUGAGGAUAAACGCUUCGAAGUCACUCCAAAGACUCCCUUUGAGGAUUUCGUUGAUGUCAUGAUGACUGACCGACGAACAGCCAACAUUGAUCGAGAUGCCCUUCAACUUCUUUUCCAACGUCUUCAUGACAAAGUGGUUCGACGCACUGAAGAUGAGAAGCACAAUGCCGAUCGCAACCAGCGCCGUGCCACGGAUGCUCUUCGCUCCAGGAUCAAACAUCUCGAACCUCCAGUCCGUCUCCACGACACCUGGGAAGAUGUCAAACCCCGCGUCGAGAAGCUGGAAGAGUACCGAGCAGUGGAAACCGAAGACCUUCGGAGGUCUGCGUUCGACAAGGUCAUCAAGCGACUCAAAGAAAAGGAAGAAGACUACGAAAGAGACCGAGAGAGAAGACAUGCCCGACGUGGCGAUGACCGAGAUUAUCGCAAUGGGCAUCGCCCCGACACUCGAGGGCGUGGUUCCAAGACGCCUGAAGCCGAUGCCUACGAAGCAGAUCGACGCAAGGCUAUGGCUGCUAGGGAAAAGCAAUAUCGAAAGAGCAAUACGCUGACCUUGAGCCCUCCUCCAACAUCGUAUCGCGACCGCGAGAAACGAGAACGGGAUGAAAGACACGGACGACUGGAUCGAGAUCGUUCACCCCCAUCUAGACACAUGAAUAGCUUCGACCGCGAACGGAGAGAGCGUGAAGAAGAACGUGAGCGCCUCUAUCGAACCCGGGCUGAUCCCCGAAGCAGUCGUGAUGAAUUAAAUUACGGCGAGGAGUCACGAAGCAUGACUGGAAGUGAGCGACGCCGCCGACGAGGUGACGGUAGCGACGGCGAGAGCGUAGAAAGCGGCCGACGAAGCGCAAAACGACAUCGAAGAGAAACCGGAGGCAGCUCGAGGGACAAACAAAAGAGCAAAACUCCGGAGCCAGCGAAAAAGCCAGUCGAGCCGGAAGUCGAUGCGGCGGGGGUACAUUCUGGUAGCGAAGAAGGCGAGAUCGAGGAGGACUGAUGGGCUGGAUGCGAGUGUCGGUCUGCACAAUGGCACGUCCCAGGUCAGUUUUGCUCGCCAGUUCAAUCUUGGUAACAUGACGACUGCUACUCUCACCAGUUCGGAACCAACCAACCCGCACUCAUAUGUGUUGGCGAUGUUUUGCCCAAAUGACUUGCGCUCCUCGGCAAACACGUUGUUUGAUGACUGUCUGACACCAUCAUCUCUUUCGGUAUGUAGUGCUCUACAGCUAUUCUCCUAAUCAUACACCCUACAGUGCGUUAGAGCAGCGUUCAUGCCCUCAUGUGAUUCUUUUGAAAUCAAUAAGAAUUAUUUUUUUCUCCAC